This is a messenger RNA of Jatropha curcas, 1560 nucleotides long. Its product is annotated as metal tolerance protein 4. Gene Ontology annotation, cellular component: membrane. Gene Ontology annotation, molecular function: manganese ion transmembrane transporter activity. Lineage: Eukaryota; Viridiplantae; Streptophyta; Magnoliopsida; Malpighiales; Euphorbiaceae. Gene Ontology annotation, biological process: transmembrane transport; monoatomic cation transport. The record is from RefSeq and is a predicted model, not a curated record.
UCUGACUAGCUCUGGACAGCUCAAAAUAUCCUACUGUCUACUGUCGAUUUCAUUUUUUUUUUUUUUUAAUCUUUUGAUAGGGCUAUCAUUUUUCAUCAUAAAAUCGUCUCGUCCUUUUACCCCUCUGUGGUUGUCCUUUCGCCAACUUCCUUUCUCUUGUAGCUACAAAAAAACUUGGAAAACGGGUCAAGCUUUUCCGAAAUAUGGAAGGAGAAUCCAGUCCGAAUUCGAAUUCUAAGGCUCCUUUGUUAGUAAAUCAAAGAAAGGGAAGCGGCAGACUGAGUCGAGGCUCACUCAGAGACGAGUUUUUAUCAAGAUUGCCUGAUAAGCUUCGUUCUGGACUUGGUGUUGAUGUUGAAUCUCCUUUUCAUAUUGAUUUGUCCAAAACCAAAGAACUGUCCAAAGGUGCAAGAGAGUAUUACGAGAGACAAUUAGAUACCUUGAAAUCAUUCGAAGAAGUUGAUUCUCUGGAGGUAGAUGGCAUUGUCGACGAGGAAGACGAUGAAGAACACCGGCAAGCUGAAUGGGCCAUGCGAAUAUCCAAUUAUGCAAAUAUUCUACUCUUAGCAAUUAAGAUUUAUGCUACAGUAAGAAGUGGGUCAAUAGCCAUUGCUGCAUCAACAUUAGAUUCUUUGCUUGAUCUCAUGGCUGGUGGAGUACUUUGGUUCACUCACCUAUCUAUGAAAAGCAUAAAUAUAUACGACUACCCUAUUGGAAAAUUAAGGUUGCAGCCUGUGGGUAUAAUCAUCUUUGCUGCGAUUAUGGCUACACUCGGGUUUCAGAUAUUGAUCCAGGCUGUUGAAGAACUAGUUAAAGAUGAAGCCACUGAAAAGAUGUCCUCAAAUCAAUUAAUGUGGCUCUACAUAAUCAUGAUUACUGCCACUGUGGUGAAGCUGGCACUUUGGCUUUACUGCAGAAGCUCAGGAAACAAGAUUGUUCGCGCUUAUGCAAAGGAUCACUACUUUGAUGUAAUAACGAAUGUAGUAGGUUUAGUUGCAGCUGUUCUUGGUGAUAAGUUCUACUGGUGGAUAGACCCUGCUGGUGCUAUUUUACUUGCCAUUUACACAAUAUCAAAUUGGUCUGGAACUGUUUUUGAAAAUGCAGUUUCACUUGUUGGACAAACAGCCCCUCCUGAAGUCCUGCAAAAGUUAACAUAUCUUGUCAUAAGGCAUCCUCAAGUUAAGCGCGUUGAUACUGUCCGUGCUUACACCUUUGGUGUUCUUUACUUUGUCGAGGUUGACAUUGAACUCCCAGAAGAAUUGCCUUUGAAAGAAGCACAUACUAUCGGAGAGACUUUACAGAACAAAAUUGAGAAACUGCCAGAAGUUGAGAGGGCAUUUGUUCAUCUUGAUUUUGAGUGUGAACACAAACCAGAGCACUCUGUUCUUAGCAGGCUACCCAACAGUCAACCUUAAUUAAUACCUUAUAUAAAUGUACACAUUUAUAUAUUUGUGUAUCGCUAGUGUAAAAUGCACCUUUAUUGAAAUUAUGCUUUUGGUGGUCUAAAUUAUUGGUUGUUUCAAUGAGAGAUUUCUAUGAAUUUGGUUCAUCCUCUUUCAA